CUAUAGCACUGGUGCUUUUUACAGAGCAUACAACUCUUUUUUUUGUGUGUUCAUUGUAUGUGCUGACGCUAAUACUACGUGAAUUGUGCUUAGCUUUAAUAUCGUUUACAUUAUCGAUUUUUUUUUUCGUUCAAUCUAUGUUAUUUUUCCUCGAAACUGUGUGACACAUCGAAAGAAAGUUCCAUCGAAAUCAAAGAGAUCAUUCAACCAUUUUUAGUGGUAAUUGAUAUUUCUUUUGUUAUGUGAAAAUUAAACAUUCUGAACGUUUGAAGUAACACACAAAUCGAUUCACAUUUGAUUUGCGGCAAAUAGCAGUCAAAGGCAUUAAUUAUGGGAUCAUUAUUUCGCAGUGAAGAGAUGACAUUAUGUCAGCUCUUCUUGCAAAGUGAAGCGGCAUAUGCAUGUGUUUCGGAAUUGGGCGAAUUGGGCUUAGUUCAAUUUCGUGAUUUAAAUCCGGAUGUGAAUGCAUUUCAACGUAAAUUCGUUAAUGAAGUGCGCCGUUGCGAUGAAAUGGAACGAAAAUUGCGGUACUUGGAAAAGGAAAUCAAAAAAGAUGACAUUCCAAUGGCAAAUUCGGAUGAAAGUCCUGAAGCACCGCAACCACGUGAAAUGAUUGACUUAGAGGCAACAUUCGAAAAGUUGGAAAAUGAAUUGCGUGAGGUGAACCAAAAUGCGGAGGCCCUAAAACGCAAUUACUUGGAAUUGACUGAGUUAAAACAUAUACUCCGAAAGACUCAAGUAUUUUUCGAUGAGCAAGAAGGUGGUUUUGGUGCCACUGAAUCAAUGACGAGAGCAUUAAUAACCGACGAAUCCAGAGGUGCACAUUCAAUGGGACCCGUUCAGCUUGGUUUCCUGGAUAAGCCACAGGAUGCUGAAGAGUAUCUUCCAUGUUUUGUUGCCGGAGUUAUUUUACGUGAACGUUUGCCAGCCUUUGAACGAAUGUUAUGGCGUGCGUGUCGUGGUAAUGUAUUUUUGCGUCAAGCAAUGAUUGAACAGCCAUUGGAAGAUCCAGCAAAUGGUGAUAAUGUCUACAAAUCGGUGUUCAUCAUCUUUUUCCAAGGUGAUCAAUUAAAAACGCGCGUGAAGAAGAUUUGCGAAGGUUUCCGUGCCACAUUGUAUCCAUGCCCAGAAGCGCCGGGUGAUCGUCGUGAAAUGGCCAUGGGUGUUAUGACACGUAUCGAAGAUUUGAAUACGGUUUUGGGACAAACGCAAGAUCAUCGUCGUCGUGUACUGGUUGCCGCUGCCAAAAAGCUUAAAGAUUGGUUUGUUAAGGUUCGCAAAAUAAAGGCCAUCUAUCACACGCUGAAUCUCUUCAAUUUGGACGUUACACAAAAGUGUUUGAUUGCUGAAUGCUGGGUGCCAUUACUCGACACCGAAACCAUUCAAUUGGCAUUGCGUCGUGGAACGGAACGUUCCGGUUCAUCAGUACCACCGAUCUUAAAUCGAAUGCAAACAUUCGAAAAUCCACCGACUUAUAAUCGUACGAAUAAAUUUACAAAAGCAUUUCAAAUUCUCAUCGAUUCCUAUGGGGUGGCUAGUUACCGUGAAAUGAAUCCAGCACCAUAUACAAUAAUCACGUUUCCAUUCUUGUUUGCCGUGAUGUUUGGCGAUUUUGGACAUGGUACGAUAAUGGCAUUGUUUGGACUUUGGAUGAUUUUAAAGGAGAAACCAUUGGCAGCACAAAAGAGUGAUAACGAGAUCUGGAACAUUUUCUUUGGCGGUCGAUACAUUAUCUUUUUGAUGGGUGCGUUUUCUAUGUACACGGGUCUUAUUUACAAUGAUAUCUUCUCCAAAUCUCUAAACAUAUUUGGUUCGAAUUGGAAUAUACCGUACAAUGCGUCGACAGUAAUGACGAAUCCCGAUUUGCAACUGGAUCCAAAGGAAGGUUUCGCCAAUUCAGCGUAUCCAUUUGGUAUGGAUCCAAUUUGGCAAGUGGCACCUUCCAAUAAAAUCAUUUUCCACAAUGGUUACAAAAUGAAAAUUUCCAUCAUUUUUGGUGUGAUUCACAUGAUAUUUGGUGUAAUAAUGAGCCUGCGCAAUUAUCGCUAUUUCAAUGAUCGUUUGUCGGUGAUCACAGCAUUUGCACCACAAAUAUUCUUUUUGAUUGCGUUAUUCUUCUAUUUGGCUCUUUUGAUGUUCAUUAAAUGGUUCAAAUAUGCUGCAGCAAAUCCACAUCCAUGGAGCAGUGAUUGUGCACCAUCCAUUCUAAUUACCUUUAUAAAUAUGGUUUUAUUCAAAAAUCCACCGUAUCCGGACGGUGAAGAUGAAUGCAGUCCAUACAUGUUUUGGGGUCAAAGAGGUCUUCAGCAAAUCCUUGUGGUGGGCGCACUUUUGUGUGUACCAUGGAUGUUGCUAUCGAAACCAGUUCAUAUUAUGAGAAGUCGAAAAGAGGCUAUGCAUCAUCCAAUUGAUCACCAGCCAGUUGGUAAUGGUGAUGCAGAAACUGGCCUAAAUGCUGAUGGUUUAGUGCAACAACCUCAAGGACACGGCCAUGAUGAAGAAGACAUCACAGAAAUUUUCAUUCACUCAGGAAUUCAUACCGUUGAAUACGUAUUGGGCUCAGUUUCACAUACUGCAUCCUAUUUACGUUUGUGGGCAUUGUCUUUAGCCCAUGCACAACUUGCUGAAGUAUUAUGGAAUAUGGUUCUUCGUCAAGGUUUGGUCAUCAACAGUUGGUAUGGUGGUGUUGUACUUUGGUUCAUCUUUGGAUUCUGGGGAGUUCUAACCAUUGGCAUUUUGGUGUUGAUGGAAGGUCUUUCAGCCUUCUUGCAUACACUUCGUUUGCACUGGGUCGAAUUCCAGAGUAAAUUCUACGCUGGACAAGGUUAUGCCUUCCAACCAUUCGCAUUCGAUAUCAUUCUGGAACAAAGCAGUAAUGCCGCCGAAGGCGAAUAAAUUCAUAUUCUCAAGUUGAUAGCAACCAUUGCUACAUCAUAAAUUAAAUAAAAUAUAAACAAAGAAAAUCUUGCAUCUUCACUUAAGCUUGUUCAUUCUAUACAAAAACUCUCCAUCAGUUCAGAGAAUAUAUUAGCAAAAAUUAAAGAGGAAAAAACAAACCAACACUAUCAGAAUAUACGUUACGGUUGUUUUCAAAAUGUUUGUUUAGUCAACAACAACAAAAGAAAAAAAAGAAGUCGUUUGUUUCAUUCAAUACAAAAAAAGUGAUGGAAGAAAAAACCAAAAAUCUAAUUGCUACCUACUCAGUACAUAAUUACUUAUAUCAAAUCACAUGUUAUUGUCAAAUAAAUGAAAAAAACCUAAAUUGAAUGUAUAAUCAAAAAGACAACAAUGGAUUAAUUGUAUUUCCGACCUCCCAUGACUGCAACAUUGCAGCUAAAACAAAGUUUAAAUAAAGAUCUAGCUUCAAAACAACGAUAAACAAAAAAACAA
Molecule: messenger RNA, 3390 nt
Organism: Contarinia nasturtii (swede midge)
Lineage: Eukaryota; Metazoa; Arthropoda; Insecta; Diptera; Cecidomyiidae
Gene: Vha100-1
Product: V-type proton ATPase 116 kDa subunit a
Exons: 15
Coding region: 331-2895 (854 amino acids)
Biological process (GO): proton transmembrane transport; vacuolar acidification
Cellular component (GO): vacuolar proton-transporting V-type ATPase, V0 domain; plasma membrane; vacuolar proton-transporting V-type ATPase complex
Molecular function (GO): ATPase binding; proton-transporting ATPase activity, rotational mechanism
Source: RefSeq, a predicted model, not a curated record